UUGCUAUGUCACCGUUACUUCUACAAUAUACUUCCGGUUUCUAUUGAUUACUUCUUUCUUCAGCUGAAAAUUCUUGGAUUUAUAAGUAAAUAGGCCAUUUACUAUGUUCUACAUUGUGUGUCGCUGGACUGAAUCCGACAUAAGCCAAAACAUCAAUCGUUUAUAACAAAGUGGUGAUCGGGUCUUUUUGUGAAAUAACUUGGUACCAGUGGAAUACCUUGUGGUUUGUCAUCGUCGUUUACGCAGGUAUUUAUCUCGAUACGUAAAGCUCAUCGAUAGUUCUCUGUCACUCUUUCAUGGCACGGGAGGUUAGGCUCUAGUCCUAAUUUCUAUCCCAUUCCAUACAAUACACAAAUGAACACGAACUAUAUGUUCAUUUUGCUCGUCAGCUGUUUUGCUACUUUGAAUAUUCGUGUCGUUAGUAGCACAGAGGACUUGUAUGAUGUCCUAGGUGUGAGCAGGUUCGCCUCGUCCCAGGAAAUUAAAAAAGCCUAUAAAAACUUAGCCAAAAUAUGGCAUCCUGAUAAAAAUCAUGAUCCUGAUGCCACAGACAAAUUUAUGAAAAUUAACGAAGCUUAUGAAACUUUGGCCGACAAUGAUAAACGCUCUAUGUAUGACAGACAUGGUUAUAGCUCUGCACAUGAGCCGCCUCCUGGGAGUCAAAGAGGGGGAGGCUUCGGCGAAUUCCCCUCGUUUUUUAGGCACGGGCCCUUCGGCUCAUUUAAUUUCAACUUUGGAAACAGUGAAUCUAUCCUUGAUAAAUAUACUAUUUCUUUAAGAUUUUACGAGAACCAUGUUCUUCCCAACAGUUAUUUAACCCCCUAUUUUUUAUAUGCGUAUACAGACUUUUGUUUUGCCUGCAUGCACUAUGAAUCUUUGAUUGAAAAAAUGAUCAAGGAACUUGAAGAAGUUGGUAUUGGUGUAGCAACCGUUCAUGUGGCUUCUAGUCGACCCCUUGCAAGUAAACUUCGGCUUCACGAAGUGCCCCAAAUCAUGGGCGUCAUCAACGGUCAUGUUCACUAUUUGAAAAAACAAAUAUCGCUGCAGAUUCUCAGGGAUUUUAUCCGCAACCUUUUCCCAACCAAUACCAUUCAACGUUUAAAUGACAAAAAUAUCAAAGACUUUUUGCUCGGCUGGCCCGACAAUCGAGUCCGAGCACUGUUUUUUUCUUCAAAAGACAAGAUUCCAGGUAGGUUUCUUGUACCUGCAUUCAGAUUUAAAGAGAAAAUAGCAUCUGGUUUCAUCAACAUGAAGGAGGCGUCUGCUGUGGCCAAUAGCUUACAGAAAUAUAAUAUUAAUAACAAUGCUAAAGACACACUUAUCAUUGUAGGGGAGAAUAUCAACAGUACUCUGGGAGUCGUAUCCAUGCCUUCAUUAUCCAAAAAUAACGUCGUGGAAUUUAUGAAUAGAUUUCAGUUUCUGACUUUACCACGAUUAUCUUCUGAACUAUUUUUCGAUGAACUCUGCCCCAUUGAGGGCAAAGUUAAACAGAGAAAGCUGUGUGUUGUUCUUUUGACUUUGAAAACUGAAGAACAUGACACUCAUCGAACAUUAUUUCGAAAUUAUGUUCAGCAGGCACCAUCCUUUCAGAAUCGAGUGAGAUUUUCAUACAUAUUCAAAGAUGUUCAAUAUCGGUUUGUUGAUUCUCUGUUAGAUGGCCGUCACUCAGACGAGACUGAAGACAGGCUGAAGAUAGCUGUUUUAUGGCGAAUGAACAAAAACUAUAUAAAUUAUGAAUGGAUUGAACCUGGCUGGUCAAAAGAACUUCAUGAAAACCAAGUCGUUUGUCAAAAUAUGGAAAAGCACUUGCAAGAAUUACUUGUUGGUUCCAAUCAGCUUCAUUACACUGCCACAUAUACUUCAUUUUAUAAUGAACAUUCUUCUGGAAUGUUUAUGAACAUUUUAACAAAACUGUCUAAUGGUUGCUAUGAUUUCUACGAAUAUAUUUCAGCAGGUGUAAGUAACUUUGAUAGCGCUAUGUGGCUUACCAUUUGGUUAGCUAUUUUAAUUAUUGGAGUAUUAUUCCAAAGAAAGCUUUUAAUUAAAGAGAUGAAAAAUCGACAGUCAGAGAGAAGGCAACGUCAGUCCACAACUACUGCAGAAGCAUCAAUAUAUAAAAAUUCGAAAAUACAUCUGCAUGAACUUUGCAGCCAGACCUUCAGUAAGUUGAUGCUAAAUGAGGAUUCUUGCUUAACAAUUACAUUAUUAGUUAACAAAGAAAGCAAGGAUAAAUUAUUGGCCAAAUUCUUGCAAAUUGUUACACGAUAUUCAUGGUCAAAAAUAUCAAAAUUUGCAUUUCUUCAAUUAGAUCAUUAUUUGAAUUGGUAUCAACGAUUAUUGAGAGACAGCAAUGUUUACUUUGGGCAGCUCUCUGAAACUGAUUGCACUGGAACGGUAAUUGCUUUUAAUGCUUAUCGGAAGUACUAUUACAUUUUUCAUUCAAAGACUGCCUCUAAACGGGCAGAAAAUGCAAACAUUGGUAAGAAAUGUUCCAUAUUUGACUCUGAUUCAGAUGAAGCUGGUGAAACUGAAAAUGUUGUAGAUGAUCUGAAAGGUUUGGAAAACUGGUUAGAUAAAAUUAUUGAGGGAAUGUUGGAAAGGAUUUCUAUUCAGAAUUGGCCACAAAUGGAAAAUUCUCUAUGAGUUGUUAAACCUUGUCCUUUUUUCUUGUCGUAUGUAUUGUUUGUGUCUAGAGUUCUUGCUCCUGGAAAUCUGUUGAGGUGGUCUGUUUGUGGCAACUGCUGUAGAAGAUAUCAAUAAUAGUCUGUUGACAAUAAAGCCAGUUUUUCAACAGAUCUCUCUCUCUCUCUGCAACAACAACAGGCAACAAUUGAUAGACAAACUGGGGGCUAAUAUUUAUUUCUAGUUUACUACCAACUACAUGAACCAAUAAGCAGGAGCCAGGACAAUUUAUUCAAUUCCAUUUUGUUGUUUCGAAAUACUAAUAUGCUGCUAUCCUCUGAACUCUACUGAGACUAAACAUUUUCAACAAUAUUACCAUCUCCUCUCUCUCUAAACAUUUCAUGGGUGAAAAAUGAAAAAUUCUUUGGAAAGCAAUUUGAACACAGUAAUUUGGAAUAGCUAAGCUAUUUUAUUUUGUGCAAUAAAAGUUUGCAAGAAUAUAACAUCAAUUAAAUAAAGAAAAAAAAAGAAAGAAAACAAAAUGAUAAAGCCAACUUUUUAAAAUCCUCUUUUCUUCUACAUUUCUUCCAUUUGAAUGAUUGAAGCUGGUCAUCAAAUUGAUGUUAACUUGUGACUGGGAAAAGCUGUUUCAUUUUCAAGUUGUAUUGAUCCAUCCAAUCACCACUUGCUGUCCUCUUUGUAAAACUCUUUAAUUUUCCUCUCUUUUGCAAGCAAGUUUUUUAUAUUUACAGCACACUUUUGCUACAAAUAAGCUGACAUAUAUCACCCUUGACAAACAUUUUUUUCUAUGAAACAAAAUCUUUUCAGUGCAAAGAUGAAUAGGAUUUUUUUUAAAACUCAAUUAUUUAAAAUAAUUUUAUUCUUUGAACAACUACAAACUCCUAUCACUGACUUCAUUAACUCUUGCUUCUGCACUCAUUAACCUAUGAAAAUUAUUGCAACACUAGUUUAGUGAUUUACAUAUGCUAUUUACUUUUCACAUGGGAGGUAGCUGCUAUGCAGUUGCUUGUCCUGCUGAAAAUUGCAGCCAAAUCUCCCGCAUAUCAUCACAUCACACUCUAGUGUCUUAGAAAAGCACACAUUGGAUAAUGCACUCUUAGGUGCACUGUGCCAAGAUGAAGAGGGGCUGGUCACGGCUGGAGCGCCUUUGCUCGGAGCUGACCUGGGACUAAAGCAACAACAACUAUUUGAGUCAAAGACUUUACAGCAGCCUGAGAUUUGUGCAAGUUGGAAUAAAUAGAAAACUGAAAUUUAAUUUUGUAAUACAGCCAUGCAAUGGGUGGUAUGGUGUGAGGGGUCAGGGUGUAGGAAUAAAAACAACUUUGAAUUUAGUAUUAGGAACACUAAUUAUAUUAAUUUACUGGAGCAAUUUAUAAAAAAAAAUAUUGAUUAAUGUUUGCAAGGGAAGCAGAUGACCGUAUUGUCAUGGAUGCGAUUGGAAAUGGUAGAUGAAGG
Molecule: messenger RNA, 4098 nt
Organism: Octopus sinensis (East Asian common octopus)
Lineage: Eukaryota; Metazoa; Mollusca; Cephalopoda; Octopoda; Octopodidae
Product: dnaJ homolog subfamily C member 16-like
Exons: 1
Coding region: 355-2643 (762 amino acids)
Source: RefSeq, a predicted model, not a curated record